This is a messenger RNA of Lemur catta (Ring-tailed lemur), 2909 nucleotides long. It is a transcript of the gene SLC14A2, whose product is annotated as solute carrier family 14 member 2. Gene Ontology annotation, molecular function: urea transmembrane transporter activity. The record is from RefSeq and is a predicted model, not a curated record. Gene Ontology annotation, cellular component: membrane. The coding region runs from base 85 to 2874 and encodes 929 amino acids. Gene Ontology annotation, biological process: urea transmembrane transport. The transcript has 20 exons. NCBI's taxonomy places the organism in Eukaryota, Metazoa, Chordata, Mammalia, Primates, Lemuridae.
CUCGAAGUCAACUAAGUAGAAGUUUACAAGACCUUCUCUCGAGCCCACCGAUACCACCGUGACCAAGGAAAUUGCACCCGGUAGAUGAGCGGCCACCCCCUGAAGGAGAUGUCUGACAGCCACAGCAGCCCUCUCCUGCCAGAGCCUCUUUCCAGCAGGUACAAACUCUACGAGACGGAGCUGACCAGCCCCAGCUGGCCCUCAACCUCCCAGGACACGCACCCAGCUCUGCCCCUCCUGGAAAUGCCGGAAGAAAAGGAUCUCCGGCCAUCCAACGAAGACAGCCACAUUGUGAAAAUUGAAAAGCCCGUUGAAAGGAGUAAACAACGGCAAGAAAGCGAGGUGGCCGGUCCGGGCUCCGCAGGCCAGUGCGGCAUCAGCCUCUCCCAAGUGGUGGGCUACGUCACGGGCGACAUGAAGGAGUACAGCAGCUGGCUGGAAGAUAAGCACCUGGCCCUCCAGUUCACAAACUGGGUCCUGAGGGGGGCCGCGCAGGUGAUGCUCGUGAACAACCCUCUCAGCGGGCUCGUCAUCUUCGUCGGGCUCCUGAUCCAGAGCCCCUGGUGGACCAUUGCUGGGGGCCUGGGGACAGUGGCCUCGACCUUAGCUGCCCUCAUCUUGAGCCAGGACAGGUCCGCCAUCGCCUCAGGACUGCAUGGGUACAACGGGAUGCUGGUGGGACUGCUGGUGGCCGUGUUCUCGGAGAAGCUGGACUACUACUGGUGGCUUCUGUUACCUGUGACCUUCACAGCCAUGGCCUGCCCAGUUCUUUCUAGUGCCUUGAAUUCCAUCUUCAGCAAGUGGGACCUCCCAGUCUUCACACUGCCUUUCAACAUCGCAUUAACCCUGUACCUGGCGGCCACGGGCCACUACAACCUCUUCUUCCCCACGACCCUGGUGGAGCCUGUGUCUUCAGUGCCCAAUAUCACCUGGACGGAGAUUGAGAUGCCCUUGCUGUUACAAGCCAUCCCCAUCGGGGUCGGCCAGGUGUACGGCUGUGACAAUCCCUGGACGGGCGGCGUGUUCCUGGUGGCCCUGUUCAUCUGCUCGCCACUCAUCUGCCUGCACGCAGCCAUUGGCUCAAUCGUGGGGAUGCUGGCAGCCCUGACGCUGGCCACGCCCUUCGAGACGGUGUACCUGGGCCUCUGGAGCUACAACUGCGUCCUGUCCUGCAUCGCCAUAGGGGGCAUGUUCUACGCCCUCACCUGGCAGACGCACCUGCUGGCCCUCAUCUGCGCCCUGUUCUGUGCGUACAUGGGAGCAGCCAUCUCCAACAUCAUGUCGGUGGUUGGUGUGCCACCAGGCACCUGGCCCUUCUGCUUUGCCACCCUCACCUUCCUGCUCCUGACAACCAACAACCCCGCCAUCUACAAGCUCCCGCUCAGCAAAGUCACCUACCCGGAGGCCAACCGCGUCUACUACCUGACAGUGAAAAGCAGUGAAGAAGAGAAGUCCCCCAGCGGCGGUGGUGGGGAGCAGCCACCCGCGGCGGGCCCGAAGGCCGAGGAGGGCUUGGAGGCCGCGCUCCCCAAGCGCAAGAGCGUGUUCCACAUCGAGUGGUCAUCCAUUCGGAAGAGGAGCAAAGGGUUUGGAAGAGGCGAACACCAGGAGAGACAAACCAAAGACCCAUUUCCCUAUCAGUACCGGAAGCCCACGGUGGAGCUGCUUGAUCUGGACACCAUGGAGGAGAGCUCUGAGAUAAAGGUGGAAACGAACAUUUCCAAGACUUACUGGAUUCGGAGUUCCAUGGCUGCUUGUGGGAAAAGGAUCAGCAAAGCCCUCAGCUACAUCACGGGAGAGAUGAAGGAGUGUGGAGAGGGACUCAAAGACAAGUCCCCGGUGUUCCAGUUUAUUGACUGGGUCCUCCGGGGCAUGUCCCAGGUGAUGUUCGUGAACAACCCCCUCAGCGGCACCCUCAUCGUGCUCGGCCUCUUCAUCCAGAACCCCUGGUGGGCCAUCUCGGGCUGCCUGGGCACCGUCAUGUCCACCUUGGCGGCCCUCAUCCUGAGUCAGGACAGGUCAGCCAUCGCGGCAGGACUUCAUGGCUACAACGGGGUGCUGGUGGGGUUGCUGAUGGCUGUGUUCUCGGACAAAGGAGACUAUUACUGGUGGCUGUUGCUCCCUGUCAUUGUCAUGUCCAUGUCCUGCCCCAUCCUGUCCAGCGCCCUGGGGACCGUCUUCAGCAAGUGGGACCUCCCGGUCUUCACGCUGCCCUUCAACAUCGCCGUGACCCUGUACCUGGCGGCCACAGGCCACUACAACCUCUUCUUCCCCACAACACUGCUGCAGCCAGCGUCCUCGGUGCCCAACAUCACCUGGUCGGAGGUCCAAGUGCCCUUGCUUUUGAGAGCCAUCCCUGUUGGAAUUGGCCAAGUGUACGGCUGCGAUAACCCCUGGACCGGAGGCAUUUUCCUCAUAGCUCUGUUCAUAUCUUCGCCUCUGAUUUGCUUGCAUGCGGCAAUUGGAUCCACCAUGGGGAUGUUAGCAGCGCUCACUGUCGCGACACCCUUUGACGACAUCUACUUCGGCCUGUGUGGCUUCAACAGCGCGCUGGCGUGCAUAGCCGUAGGAGGCACGUUCUACGUCAUCACCUGGCAGACGCACCUUCUCGCCAUCACCUGCGCACUGUUUGCGGCCUACCUGGGUGCUGCCCUGGCUAACGUGUUAUCUGUGUUUGGAUUACCAACCUGCACCUGGCCCUUCUGCCUCUCGGCACUCACCUUCCUGCUCCUGACGACCAACAACCCCGCCAUCUACAAGCUCCCACUCAGCAAAGUCACCUACCCGGAGGCCAACCGCAUCUACUACCUGUCCCAGGAGAGAAACAGAAGGGCAUCGACUGUAACAAAGUACCAGGCCUACGAUGUCUCCUAAGUCGCCCUUUCUAAAACACAGCACUGUAAACCCAG